This is a messenger RNA of Penicillium brasilianum, 657 nucleotides long. The record is from the annotation of a GenBank genome assembly. NCBI's taxonomy places the organism in Eukaryota, Fungi, Ascomycota, Eurotiomycetes, Eurotiales, Aspergillaceae.
AUGAGCACUGUCGACAAUGAUUCUGACGAUUCCCAGCUCGAUGAGGAAAUUCGCCAAUCCGCCAACAACUUGGAAGGAAUACGCAAACGCAGACGGCUCAUAGAGCUGCAGACACAGAUUGCGGAUGAGGGCAGAUGGCUGCAAGAAGCGCAGGAACGCCUCAACAACGCUCAGCAAAGCGUGGGCCACGAUGCUUCUGGUUCGACCAGUCGGCAAUCGCCAGUGGUCUCUAAAUCACCUGUCAUCUCGAAGUCGCCCUUAUUCUCUAUUGCUCCUGGCCAAGACAGCGGCGGCGCUGUCGAUGCCUUAAUUAAAUCUGUUCUGAAUUCUACAGGCAAUAAUAUGACGUCUGUCAAUAGCAACACGCCUACAACAAACCAAAUGCGGAUGGUCAACGGGGAAGUGAAAUCGGUGUCAACAGCUCCGGUGAGGUGGGGAAACGACGCCGCUCCUGGAUUUGCCCGAUCGGAAUACUCUCCCUACGGAGAGAAAGAGAGCAACGAACAAAAUUCAUUCUCAACAACAUCUAAUCACUCAUCCCUUUCCGCCGUGGACACACACCCAACCUGCACCUCCUCGUCGAAUCCUAGCCACUCCGCCAAGUCCGCCAGGUCUAAAUUUUGGAUCCUACCGGGGAAGAAAGAAGAUGUGUUAUAG